ACUGCAACAUUCCAUCGCGAUCGAAGUUGUAAAGGAUGAAAGGUAUGGCGCUUGUAGCAAUCGUUGUUUUAAUGGCAGGCAUUAGUGGAUAUGCAGAAGGUAUCGAAAUAAAUGCUAAGCCAACAGACCCGUUAUGGCCUAACACAUUUCAGCAGAACUUUACUGAGAAAUUCUACUAUCCAGUUAUUGGCACCCAUUACACGCGCGGAACAUAUUAUUACGAUUUCACAAACAAAAGAUAUCGUAUCGAUCGUGUAAAUGGUAGGUACGAUCGAUAUUGUGGUUUUAAUGGUGUAAGAGCGUUUCAGAAUACACCGUGCACGCAGCUUGUCGUAAAUGGUAUGCGGUGGGUUAUUUAUCCGGAAAAACAAGAUUGCUGCCAAUGUUGCGAUGCUGCGCAUGGUUGUGGAGUAUUAAAGCCAACUUGGUUGAGUGGCGCGCAAUUUAUAGAAGAGAAAAAUGGCACCUACAAAUGGAAUCAACCAGGCUUGCAAGCAAACUACUACACUGAACGAGUUAAAGAUCGAGUGAUGCUGCAAAUUAACCAAGUUCCAAACGAUAUUCAAGAUUUUGAUGCAAGUACAUUCAAGAAAUCUAUCGAUAAUAUCGACUCUGUUUUUGCUUUGCCUUUCUAUUGCAAGGCGGGAACAAAAUGUUCUUUGUUUUCGACUUGCAGAGCAGUUGGAAAAUGAAACAGAAAUUAACAAGUUUGUUUUAAGCGAAAUCGAUAUACGUUUUUGAAAAGAAAAUAUAGUUUGUUCCCUGUA
Messenger RNA from Hydractinia symbiolongicarpus, 767 nucleotides. RefSeq lists its product as uncharacterized. The transcript is spliced from 2 exons. The record is from RefSeq and is a predicted model, not a curated record. Bases 36 to 692 code for a protein of 218 amino acids. NCBI's taxonomy places the organism in Eukaryota, Metazoa, Cnidaria, Hydrozoa, Anthoathecata, Hydractiniidae.